Cladophialophora yegresii CBS 114405 is the source of this 819-nucleotide messenger RNA. RefSeq lists its product as uncharacterized. Gene Ontology annotation, biological process: termination of RNA polymerase II transcription; regulation of transcription by RNA polymerase II. NCBI's taxonomy places the organism in Eukaryota, Fungi, Ascomycota, Eurotiomycetes, Chaetothyriales, Herpotrichiellaceae. Gene Ontology annotation, molecular function: transcription coregulator activity. The transcript has 2 exons. The record is from RefSeq and is a predicted model, not a curated record. Gene Ontology annotation, cellular component: mediator complex; core mediator complex. Bases 1 to 819 code for a protein of 272 amino acids.
AUGCACCAGUUAGCACUCUACGGUCAGAUCCGAAAGGAUGACCACCAUCGAAUGCUCCAGCAAUUGGCUGGCUUUACUCGCAUGCAGCCGCAAGAUGUAAGAGAGAUCCAGCUGGUCUUCAAAGCUCGGCAACCACCCGGGCUCGACCUGGUGCAAUCUAUCGGUGCAUCCAACCUGGCCUCUCAGCAACAGCAGGAUCUUCAACGGGUCAAGCACAUGCUCAAUGCUGGGCUAUACUAUGUCCACCUCGUUGGAGAGGUGUUACCCGAGAAGAAAGCUAGACCGACAGAAAACGAAGAUGUGACCAUGACGGAUGCCAACAGUAGUGCUGAGGGCAAAACUUCGACAGUGCGGUGGUCGCUCGAUUUCAAGGAUACUCCUGAGCCUGGAAAGCAACCUGUGAGUUCGAGGAUGGUCUCGAGGACGCCAAUGGAGGAGGGCAACCUCAUUCAAUUUCUGGGCAAUUUUGGCUAUGAGUACGUAUCUCGCUACGUGGUCAUCGGCUCGAGGUUCUAUGAAAAGGACACCACCAUCUUGGUCCACAAGGUCUUGCGCCUACCUGAAGUCGGUCCAGGAAAAGCUGUGUCGGACAAUACGUUCCUCUCCAACAUCGAGGCGCUACCUGAACUGGACAGGUCCGGGAGUUACAUUGUCCAGGCAUCGAUUGAUAUCGUUGAUGGAAACAACCCAGAGCUCAAGGACAGAGCAACCCGACAACUACUGGGAAUUAAAGAAGCGUUGAAGCAAGCUGUUGAUCUUACACCAGGCGAUAGGCUGGCGCUGGAUACGAGGCUUCCCGCGACUUCACGUAGAACUUGA